UUUACUAAGUUGCCGUUCAUGCUUUCACCUUAUCAAUUGAUUAGAUGAUACAAAUUGAAAAGUUAAAAGAUAACAGGCAACAAGAAUUCACCUGCUGAAACAAAGUCCAAUAUAAUUUGUUGAAAAAUAUCGGAAAAAUGAGUCUCGGUGAUACCAUGUAUUAUUUUUUAUAUUCCAAUCCUCUUUCAGCUGCCGCUGUCGCUGGUGCCACCAAAACGGCUGAAGUGUUGAGUAAAUCAUUAAGUUCAAUAUUUAUGAAAGAAACACCACAUCCAAUGGUUGUACAUGUGGCACCAGACCCGCUAUGGAAAAUAGCAGGUUUUAACAGAGUAUACAUGAAGCUGGCUGGUGUGUCGGGAGCUUUAGCUGUUUGCCUCACUGCUUAUGUUGCCCAUUCAAAUCAUCUGGAUGAAGAGAAAGAGUGUAAAAAAUUAUACAAAGUUGCAACCAAGUACCAUUUAAUACAUUCACUUGCAUUACUUCCUGUACCUCUCGCAAGAUUCCCAUCUUUGACUGGUACGUUGUUCUCACUUGGCAUUUUGCUGUUUUGUGGAUCCUGCUAUUACAAAGCUCGUACUAAAAAUAGUAGGUUUAGCCGUGUAACUCCUAUUGGAGGUUGUUGUUUUAUUCUUGGUUGGCUCUCUUUUGCCCUAUAAAUGUUAACGUAUUAAAUAAGCAAGGAUGUGAAAUGCAAUUAGAUUUAUGUGUAUGCAACAUGCAUUGAAUGUAAUUUACUACUUUAAUACUCUUUUUUAAAAUACCUACCUUAUAAUACCUAGUAGGUCAAUGCAGUAUCAUUCAAUAUUUACUAUUGUGUAAAUGUAAGUUUUUCAAACUUUAGUUAAAGUAGUUGUUCAUGCCACAAUUUUUUUGUCAAAAUGUUGUUUCACCUUAUCUAUUUAUGUAAAAAAAAGAAACCUAACUGAACCUCUCAUACCUAUUUCAUUGUAUUCGAGGAUUAGAUAGACAAACGCAAUAAUUAUAUUUAUUAUUGGAGUUUUAA
Molecule: messenger RNA, 1003 nt
Organism: Cimex lectularius (bed bug)
Lineage: Eukaryota; Metazoa; Arthropoda; Insecta; Hemiptera; Cimicidae
Product: transmembrane protein 256 homolog
Exons: 4
Coding region: 138-656 (172 amino acids)
Source: RefSeq, a predicted model, not a curated record